This is a messenger RNA of Saxophila tyrrhenica, 2529 nucleotides long. RefSeq names its product RNA polymerase III subunit C82 (gene RPC82). NCBI's taxonomy places the organism in Eukaryota, Fungi, Ascomycota, Dothideomycetes, Mycosphaerellales, Extremaceae. The coding region runs from base 1 to 2529 and encodes 842 amino acids. Gene Ontology annotation, molecular function: single-stranded DNA binding. Gene Ontology annotation, biological process: DNA-templated transcription. The transcript has 4 exons. Gene Ontology annotation, cellular component: RNA polymerase III complex. The record is from RefSeq and is a predicted model, not a curated record.
AUGUCCAAGGCAAGCGGCGACCAGCAGUCUACCCUCCGACACCUGAAAGAGCUUUGCUUAAUCCUCGUCGACAAGGCAUUCGGCCAGAUCGGAGCUGCUAACAAGAUCAAGCAAAUCUUCUCCUACCUCGCCGACCAUGGCCGUCAGCCUCUCGCUGUUAUUAAGCAGUACACUCGCAUCCCACUGCGCCGACUCAAGCUCGCCCUCGGCAUCUUGAUCCAGCAUCACCUCAUCCGCCACUACUGUCAAUCAGAAGAAUACGGCUACCCGACUCAGUUUCAAGUGGACUGGAAGUCUGCCUACUCCAUCGUCCGCGCUCCCAAGUUCCUGAAGCUCGUCAAAGACAGAGAAGGUGAAGUCGCAGGUGAUGUCCUUGCCAAGGUUCUGCAUGCCGGCCAUGCAACUGUCGAUCAUCUUGCAGACGAGUACGUUCCGGAGAGGAUUGCGAAGGCGAAACAGCUCAAGAAGCAAGCUGCGAAGGAGAAGGCUGCUAAGGACAAAGCUGCGAAGCGGGACAGCGGUAUCUCGAACGGCAAGCCGAAUGGAGAUCAAGCUGGCGCGAGCAAGGAGGGUGUGAACGGCAAGCCGAAACUGAAGCUGAAGACCACGACGGCCGACGACGAGUCCAUGGACAAGUCUGAAGACGAAGAAGAGGUUGAUGGCUCUCAGAAUGGCCUUGAUGACAACGAGGAUGACAGUGAUGAGUCUCCUAAUGGUGACGAUGAAGACGGGGUUGCCAAUGAUCAGUCUCCGAAGGGCAAUGGUGAAGACAAGGAAGACGCUGGCCCAUCCUUGAGAGAGGAGCUCAACUUCGGCAAAGCUGGUGACGACGCAGAGUACGACGACUUCGACUACGAGUCUGAUGAUGAGUCUCGCCUGACCAUGUCAGAGCCAGAACUUCACAUACUUCUGCGCAAGCUGUUGAAGGAAGGCUACCUCAACAAAGUCGGGCCUCGCUCGUUCAUCCCUGAAGCUGACCUCGAUGAAGAGAUCAAGGAGACGAUCAUCAAGGAGCGUUUUCCAGACGGAAGGAUCACCGGCCCGAAGACAGGUCCACAGUAUCAGGAAGCUUUCAACAGCCUCAAGCGCAAGUACGAGGAAGAAGAUGCGUACAAUGAAGUCACCGAUGCAUCUCAUGGCGAGAUCAAGAGGCCGAGACUGAAUGGCAGUCUGACCAACGGAGAUCAUUCCGAGGCCAGCUCAACCGCGGCGAAUGAUCCUCCGUUCAUGAAGCUUUCGGAGGACUUGGUUGUAGGUGUGAACUACGACAAGAGCGCUUUGAUGCUGCGCAGCAUCAAGCUCGAGGCCCUAGCAGAACGCUCCGUCGGCUCUGAGACGGGUGCUGUCUACGGCAUCAUCUUGCGACAGCUUGAGAACUCGGUCAAGUUCAAGAAGGAGCUCGACAAGGUCAAGAAGGAAGAAUUUGAAGAUGAGGGCCAGAACGGGGGUGAGGGCCAGAACGCCGGCGAGCGUGAGAACCAGAAUGAGGGCGAGAAUGACGGUGAAGGCGAGAACGAAGGUGCGAACGAGGGUGCGAACGAGGGUGAGGGUGAGAACAUCGUUGGUGUCAACGGCGACGACGACGACGACGACGACGAAGAACCGUUGCCUUCUAUCACCGACGGUGCGGUCCUCGAACAUCUCGACGAAUUGACAGACCUCGAGUCAACUCUCAAGCGUGGCGGGCCCCUUAGUCCGGAGAUCAAAAUGGAAGGCAAUGACGGCGACGCACCUCAGGCUGCCUCCAACGGCGAACCGGCGACCAAUGGCCAGCAAGCAUCCGACGUGCCCAUCAAGGCCGAACCGGACGCCGACCCGGACGCCGACAACGAAGGGGCGGCUGAAGAUCCAUUCAUGGCAUCUCUCAAAGCCCGCAACCGCCGCCUCACCCACCUCGAAGAGCACCUCGAAGUUCUCGCCGAACAGCCUGGUGACUUCCUCAGCCAUUCUUCCACCACGCACGAAUCCUUCCUCAACAUCACGCAGCUCACAAAGAACGUGAUCGCCUCCGAACUCGACAGCGCCAUCAAAGCGCGCUUCGGCAAGAACGCUCACCGCAUCGUCCGCCUGCUGCGCGAGAAAGGCAAGCUCACCGACCUGCAGGUCGCUGUCACUGGUUUGGUUGACAUUAACGAUGUCCGAACCAUCUUGACGAACCUGCAGUUCAAGGGCUUCCUCGACAUCUCCGAGUUGCCAAAGGACAACACGCGCCAGCCGGCCAAGACGCUGUACCUGUACUCGUGGCUCCCGAAGCAAGCGAGGCGUCUGGUAAUGGAGAGCACGUACAAGACCAUGAGUCGGCUGCUGCAGCGCAUCGAAGUUGAGCGCAAGGGCAAGUACAAGAACAUCAUCGAGAAGGGCGAGAGGGCCAAGACGUGGGAGGUUCAGACGCUGUCCGACCAAGAGAAGACGCUGCUCAAGGAAUGGAACGAUGUCGAAGAGAAGAUGAUGGUGCAGGUACAGAGGUGUGACGAUCUGGUUGCCGUGCUGCGCGAUUUUGCGGGCGAUGGGCCGGAGUUGAAGUACUGA